AAUAGGGUCCGCGCGCCUUGACGGGGCUCCACAGUGCCGGCAUCGUGGGUCGUGAACGUGCCGGCUUCCGUGGAGUCGCCAGGAGGAGAUUUCCUGACCAGUGAAAACGGGCAAAUAGGAUGAUACAAGAUGGCGAAUGCGUUCCCACCGAGAUAACGCCAUCGCGAGGGUGUCCGGCGUGCUCGUCGGAACAUGAUCGCGAUAAGGCGGGCCAGGGAGCGGUUGGCUGGCUGUAUAAAACAUAGUAGGCCGGAGGAAACACUCAUCUUCUAUUCAGCAUCGCAUCUCAUACGAUUCUAUACUGUGUCUCUCUAGCUAGAGUCACACCUCUUGCCAUCAGGAUGGCGACUAUAGACGCAGGUGAGAAGAAGUCGCCCGCCGACGCGAUCAACCCCAUCACCGUCGACCCGGAAUCAGGACCACCCAGCACCACCGCCGACGACAUGGAGAAAGCACCAUUCACCUUUGUCGUGCAAGGCAAAGAUGGAACAACCCAGGAGGCCAUCCCAGACGAUGAUCCCCGGGUACGCGACAUGCCGCCCUACGUGCGCCAGAUCGUCAGCUUCACAGACGACCCGACGCUGCCCACGCUGACGUUCCGCUACUUCGUGCUCACCGUCGUCUUCGUCGUCCCCGGCUCGUUCCUGAGUAUGAUGAGCCACUUCCGCACCACCUACGCCCCGUACUCCAUCUUCUUCGUCCAGAUUGCGUCCAGCUACGCGGGCGUCUGGCUCGCCGACAUCCUCCCCGCGUGGAACGUCAAGAUCCCCCUUACGAAACUGGGCUUCAGUCUGAACCCGGGACCCUUCAGCGUCAAGGAGCACGUCCUCAUCACCAUCUCUGCCGCCUCGGGUGCCACGUACAACCUGGGCUACGCGCCCGUCUCCAUGGCGGAGUUGUACUUUGGGCAAAAGGUAAACCCUGCCGUGGCCAUCUUCUUCAUGUGGGGGAUCGUGUGGACUGGCUACAGCUUUGCUGCGAUUGCCCGCCAGUUCCUCAUCUACGACGCACAGUACCCCUGGUUCACGGCCCUGUGCCACACAGCCCUCUUUGAGACCCAAAAGAAGCAGCGCCAGAACCCGACACCUGAGUCCCGCAAGCAGACCCGGGUCUUCUUCCUCGUCCUUGGCGGGAUCACACUCUGGCAGUUCCUCCCCGAGUUCGCGUUCCCCAUGCUGGGCUCGCUGGCCUUCCUCUGCUGGGUGGCGCCCAGCAACCCGGUCGCCAACUUUGUCGGCGCCGGCUACGGCGGCAUGGGCUUCCUCAACCUGUCCCUGAACUGGUCCAGCAUCGCCACCAACUACAACCUCUUCCUGACACCGUGGUGGACCCAGGUCAUCAUCUUCGCCGGCUUCGUCUGCUCCUGCUGGAUCCUCCUGCCAGCCGCCAAGUACGGUGGUCUGGGCCAGUGGGACGAGCAACUCAUGUCGAACCGCCCGUUCCUCGAGAAUGGCACGGCCUACCCCAUUGACGCCAUCCUCACGCCCGACGUCUCCUUCAACGAGACCGCCUACGCCGAGUAUGGCCCGCCCUUUGUCAGCACCCAGGUUCUCUGGACCAUGUUCUUUGACUACGCGUCGUAUGCGUCCGCCAUUAGCUGGACAGCCUUCUUUGGCUUUAAGCAGCUCAAGGCGACCAUUCAGAAGAUCAGGGCGCGCGUCGGAAAGAAGGGUGUCCGGAUCAGCGAGCAGUACGACGACCAGCUCAGCGUCCUGCAGCGCUCGUAUGACGAGGUCCCGUUCUGGUGGUUCGCCGCCCUCUUUGCCGCUUCCUUUGUGUCGCUGGUCACGAUUGUCGCCACAAACAGUCUUUAUAUCCCUGUCUUUACGUACUUUGUCGCCAUUGCCACGGGCGCGUUCAUGGUGGUGCCCUUGGGCUGGCUCUACGCCCUGUCCAACUUCCAACUGCCCAUUGGCACCGUGAACGAGCUACUCUACGGCCUGAUGGUGAACGCCGUCAGCGGCCACAAGAACCCGGCCGGUGCGUCGGUGUAUGGCAGCAUCGCGGGCAACGCCUGGUACCGCGCGCAGUACAACCUGCAGGACAUGAAGAUUGGUCACUACAUGCACAUCCCACCCAAGGCGGUCUUCUUCUCGCAAGUAUUUGGCUCUGUCCUCGGCAUCCCGGUCAACUAUGCCGUCGUCAGGUGGGUGCUCGACACCAAAUUCGACUAUCUGACCGGCGCGCUCGAGGAUCCGACCCAUCAGUGGACGGCACAGAGCUUGGCGUCGAACUUGACCAUGGGUGUGCAAUACGUGCUUAUUGGCCCGAGGCGUCUGUUCCAGAUGCACAUCUACCGCGUGGUGCCGUAUGGAUUCCUGGCCGGGUUUGCCGCCCCCAAGCUCCUCUUUGGACUCAGCAAGCUGUUCCCCAAGGUCAAGUUCAGACUCUGGAACACGACCAUCUUCUUCGCGACCAUGGCGCUCUUUUACGGAAACAUUAGCACCGGCUACCUCAGCGCCUUCUUGGGCGGGUUCGUCGUCAUGUUCUGGGCGUACCGGUAUCGCUACGUGACAUGGGCGCGGUGGAACUACAUUCUCGCGGCCGCUUUCGACGCCGGAUUCAACCUGAACAUGCUGCUGGUGUUCUUGUUCUUUGGCUCGGGUAAGAUCAUCUCCAUGCCGUAUUGGUGGGGUAACGCCGAGUCGAGUAGUGAACGAUGCUUUGCGCUUGAUUCAUAAUAAGGUUCUGCUAUCGACACUUAAUUUCACGACAUGUGUCCUCACAGAAACAUGAAUAAAACGAAUUCAAGAAGAUUUGGUCAUU
Messenger RNA from Emericellopsis atlantica, 2766 nucleotides. RefSeq names its product OPT oligopeptide transporter protein-domain-containing protein. The transcript is spliced from 4 exons. The coding region runs from base 342 to 2681 and encodes 779 amino acids. The record is from RefSeq and is a predicted model, not a curated record. Lineage: Eukaryota; Fungi; Ascomycota; Sordariomycetes; Hypocreales; Bionectriaceae. Gene Ontology annotation, molecular function: oligopeptide transmembrane transporter activity. Gene Ontology annotation, biological process: transmembrane transport.